AUGGCGGGCUCCUUCACCACCAAACGCAGUGCACGCGUCGAGCCAUCGAUCAAACCACUUGUGCAACUGCUCGCGCGCCUCCCAUACCCAACCCCCGCCCUACUUGUGAGAGAGCCACGGGCAGAGGAAAUGUAUCACUGGGACGACAAGGAGGCAGAGUGCUACCGGCUGUAUGUCGAGGAGAAGAAGAGUCUCGACGAGGUGAUUGCGUACUGGGAGGCCCAAGGCUUCACGCCCAGCAAACGAGCCUUCCAGACACAAUUCAAACGAUGGGACUUUCCCCGCAAACAGGCGCCCGCGCACAAGAACCCGGCCCUCGUUGCCCGCGUGCAGGAUCUAUGGGAGCAGAAUUACACCCAGAAGGAUAUGAUCGAUACGCUGCAGGCGGAGGGCUACUCGAUUAAUGACCGCGAACUCAUCCGCUUGCGAUUGAGGCUUAAAUUGCUGCUGAGAGAGAGUGCGCCUAGACCGAAGAGGAAGCAGGCUGUGGCUGUAGAUGGCGGGAUACGGAAAGUAAAGGCAAAAGGGAAAGGAAAAGGAAAAGGAAAGGGGCAGAAGAAGCGCCCACAGAAGGUCCUUUCAGGCAACGGUCUGAUUAAUAACCUCGCAAACUCUAUACUGGCGGACGAGCCUUCUUCAGAGGAGGAGGAGGAGGAAAGCGAAGAAGAGCAGGCUCUCAGCUUGGAACAAACAGAGGCGGAGGGCGCAGAGACAGCAGAUGCAGCAGACGCAGGCCCUACAGCACUGAGCGCCGAAGAGUUGCUUCGGAGGCAAUUACGACAAGAACAACUCCAAGUCGAGAGCGAUGAGAAGUGGCGUACGCGCAAACGAAGACGGCGAACACGCGGUUGGGCUGGCCUACCACCGGAUGCCCCAGGCGAGCCGCCUCGAUUCCCGUCCGAGACCACCAUCGACGAGGCCAAGGCAUAUCUGGGACUCGACAAUGACGUGUACCGCGAGGUGCGCGAGCGCUUCCUGGAGAUGUGUAGGGAGAAUGACAUUGUCAAGAAGACCACUGCCGGGCCAGAGAAGUGGGCGCAAAUUGUCCGGCAGCUUAUACGGGAAAACGUACACUUGUCCAGUGCAUUCGAACAAGAGCCCGACGCGCUGCAAAGCAAUGAAGCUCUCUUCCGCCCCAAAGGUCAGCGAGCACUGUCACUCGACGUCAUCUGCAUGGACGUUACCAAACGACUACGUGUCAUGGGCAAGAGCAUGAAUCUCUCCGAGGCCAAAAAGCUGCUAUGCCUGAACCCCGAACGAACGAGAUAUGUCAGGGCAGCCUUUGCCGCAAAACUGAUUGCCAAUAACUGCACCAGCAAGUACGAAGCCGGCGACGCGCUCUGGACCGAGCUCAAACAAGCCUGGGUGAAUGAGUCUGAAUACCUGACCCGAGCCCUGGCUCACGGCGGAGCCGACCCAGACUACCAACGUAAAAUCCGCGCCAUUGAGGCGCUGGCCCGAGAUGUCAUGAAGCGCCAGCAACAAGAACGCAUCGCAAAGGAUCCCACAAAGAAGAAGCAAAUCCACCAAGGUCCUGGUCCUGGCCCCGCGCCCCCUUGCCUCACCACACAGUCUUCACACCCAACCCCUCGAACCACCUCCGCUCCUCCAAACACAAACACAACCUCAAACUCAAACACCAAUACAAACCUAACCCACACCCCCCAUUCCCCAUCAGACCUCCAAAUAGACCCCUCCCUCCUCCUCGCCGCAACAGACGCAGCCUUCCUCACACCAUCCACUUACAACCCGCCCCCCUAUCACACCUACUACCCCCCCUCCUCCACCCCCACCACCCUACCAAGCCCAACCCACCCCCAAAUGCCAAUACCAAUCUACUUCCGCCUCCACCCGCACUCCUCAACCCCCCAGCCCGCAAAAACCCUCUGGCUCUCCAUUUUACAGGCCCCCUUGCUCGAAGAGGUUGCGGCGCUCGCGAUGCGCGAGCAUCGCGGGACUGUCGUGUUGGGGGUUGAGGGCAGAGGUUGUGGUUGA
Messenger RNA from Plenodomus lingam JN3, 1995 nucleotides. The record is from RefSeq and is a predicted model, not a curated record. Lineage: Eukaryota; Fungi; Ascomycota; Dothideomycetes; Pleosporales; Leptosphaeriaceae.